Cavenderia fasciculata is the source of this 3045-nucleotide messenger RNA. RefSeq lists its product as uncharacterized. Gene Ontology annotation, cellular component: membrane; intracellular membrane-bounded organelle. The transcript has 8 exons. Bases 1 to 3045 code for a protein of 1014 amino acids. The record is from RefSeq and is a predicted model, not a curated record. NCBI's taxonomy places the organism in Eukaryota, Evosea, Eumycetozoa, Acytosteliales, Cavenderiaceae.
AUGAAACAGAAUAGUGUGAUCGUCCAUGCAUUGUCAGUUUGCGGUCUAUUUCUUGCAUCUGGUAUCUGCAAUACAUUGACUGUGCAAUUGAUCUAUGAUAAUGUUCAUUUUGACCCAAAGACAAUGUUUACAAACCUUUGUAUAUUUGUGGGAUAUUUAAUGUUAAGAUUCAUACCAAGUAAUUUAAGCGGUGAACCAACUACAUCACACAAUCAUAGAAAGUGGAAACCUGCAUCAUCAGUACCUCGUUCUAGAUACUUUGCAUUGGCAGUCUUUGAUUGCAUUGCAAGUCUUUGCACAACAAUUGGUCAAAUUGCAAUUGGCAGCGGUAUUAUAUUUGGAGCAUUAUUAUCCAAAUUUGUACUAAAGAAACAUUUAUCAACUGGUAAAUGGUUAUCAAUCCUCACCAUUGUAGUGGGAUUAUGUAUAUGCGUUUAUAAACCAUCUCAUCCAUCAACCACCACCAUCGAUACUCCAACUGAUCAAUAUUCCAAUCUUAGAUCAUUUGUUGGUGUAUUAUUUGUACUAUUUGCGGCAUUUGUAUUUUCAGCUAGUAAUAUCUUUUCAGAGUAUGUCAUUAAAGAGUAUGAAGUAUCACCGUUUCAAUUUGCAUCGAGAUAUGGGUAUUAUUCGGUGAUGUGUGUAUUGACGUAUAUAGGAACUGCCACUUUUUAUAAUCGCAAGGAAUGGGUAAUCGAACCCAUCCUAGAGUCACAGUCAUCUGGUUUCUACAUAUUUGUGCUUUUUGCAAUCCUGUCACUUGGAAGUGUAUUUAGAUCAAGUAGUGUAUUCACAUUAUUGUCAACCUAUGGAACAGUGACUGUUGGUGUUCUCUAUGCCAUUCAAUCAAUUGUAGUCUUUGGAACAUCUGCCAUCUUUCUCUGUGAUCCUUUGGACCCAAUCAGAAAGGUUCAAUGUAUUACCACACCCAAAUUACUUGGUUCCAUCAUUGUCAUUAUUGGUGGUCUAUGGUAUACCAUGGCUGCUGUCACCUCAUCCUCAUCAUCCUCAUCCACCUCUACCACCUCAUCACCACCUUCAUCCUCUUCCCCAAUCCUCAAUUCCAAACCAACAGAUUCAAAUGAUAGAAAAAUAGUUUCAUAUACUACUACUACUAUAUUAGUAGUCUGUGUAUUCAUUAUUAUUCAAUCGUCAUAUUUGACAUUGGUAUUGGCAAAUACUGAUGAACCUUGUAAAAUUGGAAAAAUUCAAAAUACAAUUUCAAAAUUAUAUCAAUUGAUUGAAGAUUCUCAAAUCAAAGAAUCAACUAGUUUUAAUUUAACUAAAGAUAAAUUAACAUGGCAAGAAUUAAAAGGUUUAUUCCCAAGUGACAUUCAUCAUAACAUUUGUGGAAAUCCAAACAAAACACAAGCAAGAAGAAGUAUUAAAAUAUCAGAUCCAAAUAUGUUUUCUGAGAAAUUAGGUAGUAUUAAAAUAUCAAAUGAUGUACUUGAAUCUGGAACAGAGGCAAUACUUUAUUUCAGAGAUCAAAAUAGAUUAAAUGGUAGUGGAGUUUACACUUUUUGGCCACAAAUAUAUGAACCAAAUACAAAGACUUAUUUCUCUCUUCCAGUGAAUCUUGGUCAAUUGACAAUGGCAACAAAUGGGUCACUUGAAAAGGUUUUUGAAACGGUUGCUAAAAUGACAGUCCCGAGUAUCCCAUUUAGUGAUGAUGUAACAAUCAUUACUGAAACACCUAGUCAAGGUGGAUCUGAUAUGGCUAUACCAGCAGAUACCGAUGAUACUAGUGUCAAUAUUGCACUUGGGUAUUUAUUGUCAACGGUUCAACACUCUCAUCCAAAAGUACAUCAAACUUGGCAAUCGGCCAAUCCAAACAUUUCAAAUGUCAUUGCUUCCUAUGUCCAUUAUUCAUAUGUACCAUUCUCAAAAUCACCAGAUACCAAUACAAUUGAUCCAAGAACAUACUAUAUGAUGCACGAGUUUUUACAGUCUCUCACCACGGCCAAUGAUACGGACAAACAACAAUCAUUUAUCUUGCCAACCACUUGGAUGAUGACAUUGGCCGAUCAAAGAAAAACAUCUCCAUACUUUCACAUUAGUUUUAAUAUGAAUAAUAUUGAUCUUAGUGUAGCUCUAAAUGCAUUGUUUGGUAUUGCUUCUGCAACAAGACAAUAUAUCGUAGAGAAUAAUAAUAAUAGUUGUCCACCAUUUUUCACUCAAGAUAUUGCAAAUAUUUGCACGAGCAUUGCUGAUAUUGUUUCAUGGUCGAUAAAGUCUGGUCGUGCAUUUAAUAGAGCUGAUAUAGCUUUGGUGUAUUACCCAUCAAUCUAUGAUUAUGGGUGGUUUGCAUCUCGUAUAGUUAGUCUGCUGGAAGAGUUUGAACAUCCAUUAUACCCAUCGGCAUUAGAGUAUGCUCACGAUAUUCUACUCGAUGCUCUUCAACAAGAUGUAACAGACCGUCUCUACCAUCAUGUUAAAUUGGAAAUAGUAGAAAAAAAGAUGUACUACUUUUGGGAUGGAUUCUUGGGUAGUCAAGAUACCGGUGCUAGUGGUAACCCAUUACAUAAUGGAGAUGAUAGAUUUAUGACUACUAGUAUUGCCGUAUUAACUUUGAUUGAUACUUGGACUACAACUAGAUCUACUUCUACUUCUCCUCAACUUACUUAUCAUUGGAGACCAAAUACACCAUCGACUGUUAAAUCAUUGGUAAAGAGUGCAGUUGAAUAUAUUAGUGAUCGUGUACUAAUUGACAAGGAGUAUACAUUUAAUGCCUUUUUCUCUGGAUCGCAUAAAGGUAGUUCGAGUAAUUUCUAUUCCUAUCCAGUCAAUACAUGUCAAUAUUUAAAUGGUACCCAGUGUAAUCCACAUAUUCACAAUAGACCACUAUCUACAAUCCAAGGUGUCUCUGGUGUUGUUGAUAAGGACAUUUAUCAAGAAAUGGUCUACCAUCAGACAUGGGACAACACAACUACACCAACCUCUUGGGCUGGUACCUACCCAGACACUUUUUUGUUUUGGUCCUCUACUCCUCUAACCUAUUCAUUUUGUUUACAUGCUCUUUCAAAAGCAUUAAAUAUAAACUAA